Pyricularia oryzae 70-15 is the source of this 1959-nucleotide messenger RNA. Its product is annotated as NADPH-dependent 1-acyldihydroxyacetone phosphate reductase. The transcript has 2 exons. Lineage: Eukaryota; Fungi; Ascomycota; Sordariomycetes; Magnaporthales; Pyriculariaceae. The coding region runs from base 72 to 926 and encodes 284 amino acids. Gene Ontology annotation, molecular function: acylglycerone-phosphate reductase (NADP+) activity; triacylglycerol lipase activity. Gene Ontology annotation, biological process: triglyceride catabolic process; phosphatidic acid biosynthetic process. Gene Ontology annotation, cellular component: lipid droplet; endoplasmic reticulum. The record is from RefSeq and is a predicted model, not a curated record.
UCCGUUGAUAUUGCGUCAUGGAUUCCCACUACGGUCGUACACCUUGAUAUCAAUCAAAAAAAGCCCCAAAUAUGGCCACCAAAACUCCCACCCAAUCAGUCCUCAUCACAGGCUGCAGCGCCGGCGGCAUCGGCUCCGAGCUGGCCCUCGAGUUCCAGCGCCGCGGCCUGCGCGUCUUCGCCACCGCCCGCACCCUCUCCAAGAUGGACCACCUCAAAGACCUGCCCAACGUCGCGCUCCUCCGCCUCGACGUCACCGACCAAUCCACCAUCGACGCCGCCGUCGCCGCCGUGCGCGCGACCGGAAACCUCAACCACCUCAUCAACAACUCGGGCGUGCAGCACAUCGCGCCCCUGCUGGAGACGGACCUCGAGACGACGAGGUCCCUCUUUGACGUGAACGUCUUUGGCGUCCUGCGCGUCACCCAGGCCUUUGCGCCGCUGCUCAUCGCCGCCGCCGGCUGCGUCGUCAACGUCUGCUCCAUCCUCGGCCACGUGAACAUGCCGUGGAAGGGCGUCUACGAGGCCAGCAAGGCCGCCGUCGAGAUGCUGAGCGAGACCCUGCGGCUCGAGAUGCGGCCCCUGGGCGUUCGCGUCGUGUCGCUGGUCGUGGGCGCCGUCGACACCAACAUCACGGCCGCCGCGUCCCGCACCGAGCUGCCUGAUGGUUCGCCCUACAAGGUCAAGUCGGUCGAGGAUGCCAUUCGGAAGCUUACCAGCGGCAGGGAUGGCAUCAAGCGGACCCCGGCCGACGAGUUUGCCAAAAAGGUGGUCGACGACAUCCUGGGAGGCGUCUCUGGGCGGAUCUGGAGGGGACAAAUGGCCGGUGUGGCCAACAUUGCUUCAAAGAUGGUGCCCAGUAGCCUAUUGGAUAACCAAUUAGUGGCAAAUGCAGGCAUGGAAGGCCUCGUAAAGAAAUCCUCUUGAUUUCCCGAUCUUGGCCGUCUUGCUCUAGUAGUUGUGGUUAGGCGUGAUAGUCUCGUUCCCUCGAAGCGGACUAUCAGCUGAGGUUUUUGGCUCAACACGUUCUUAGGCAUUCCUUACCCUAUCCAAGUGCUUUUCGAGCUGCGGAAGGCAUCCGCCGUGAAUGCUCGAUUAACUCAACCAACCCGAGACAUACGAGCCAUCUGUGCAGAGCUGAAAGUCUCCGCUGCACAGAAGCUUUCUGACCCGACGCUCGUAAACAAUAAACGGGUCGCCCAUACACCCAUCCCCAACGAGUCGAAGGGAGUCAUGGUUGAAUUGGCGAUUCUACACCCCGAGUUGGGUCCCGAACACGGUCGACUUGAGUGUCUGACAAUAGCCGUACAAACACGAUAUCAUCAGCCGGGCCCGAGAAGUUCGAGCGCCACGGCGAUCCCCCGGGGGCGGAUCAAAGAGGGCAUGUUUGGUGGGGAGGACGCGGGGCGCCCUUGGGCCUUAGUGCCUCCGCAACCUGAUGACCUGGAGGUUUCAGUCUCCGGCGACGAACUGACGGGUCAUUUUUGAGGGAUGAGGACUCCGGAGGUCCAGUUCUGUCCAUACGGACUGGUUCGAGGCAGCCGCAGUUGCGUUUAUGUCGGGGACGAGCAAAAAAAUGUCAAAAAUGACAGUGGGGACUCCACAUUGUGCUGUCGCGUCCUCGAACCAGUCGAUACAGGUGAUGUCUUGCUUUUGCACAAGUCUGCAUGGAUCGUAUCUUGAUGCAUUAGAUCUGGUCCUAGAUGCUACGGCCGUAUUUUUUUUCUUUUUCAAGAUGUGGUGGUCGUUAAUAGACUUUGCAGGUUGACUGAAAAAAUGAUUGAAGGGUGAUGGCGGGGACAUUUCAGGCGAAAAAAAGCACUUAAUGUCUAAUCCCUGCGAUGCGCCUGCUUCCAGGCUCCCGGCGCUAAUUUGUUACCCGACUCAUGGUUAAAAUUCCCUGUCCUUUGGGGCGCUUUCCCCAAUCCCGGUUAUGAACCGCAAGGUAUCCGCUGCUCCA